AUGUAUUCACCUAACUUUAAAUUGAAUUACUAUGAUCUUUGGAAUGAAAAUGAUUCCAAGGAGAUAGAAUUAUAUCAGCCACCAUUAUCAGCAUAUUCUCCAGAAUAUUCUGGAUCUUCUAAUUUGAAAUUUAAUUAUUAUAUACAAAAUAACACUAAACAGCCAAAUCAAAUAUCUCCAUCAAUUCAAAUCAAGAUGAAUAAGUUAUCCACUAUAAAGUAUUUUGGUUAUAAGAGUUUGAAACCAUUGGGUGUCAACAAAACCAUGGAACAAAUGGAUAUGGAAUUCCAAGAAACAGAUUUUGGUAACGAAACUAAUCUUGAAACAAACAUAGAACAUCUGGUAAUUGAAGAAGUAAGAGAGGGUAGAAUUGAAGGUAACACAAGAGAUUUGGACGAUGAAAUACCCGACUUGGAUUCUGACGACGGGUUUAUGGCUCAAGACGUAGAAUAUCAAAAUGACCAUUCAAUUCCUACCAGAGAUGACGAGGAUAUGAUUUUAGAAGAUGAGUAA
Yamadazyma jaroonii is the source of this 513-nucleotide messenger RNA. The record is from the annotation of a GenBank genome assembly. NCBI's taxonomy places the organism in Eukaryota, Fungi, Ascomycota, Pichiomycetes, Serinales, Debaryomycetaceae.